GCAUAAAAUGUUGCUCGAGCAAGCAGAAUAAAGAAGAACAUGACUCGAUGUAGAUCCGUUUACCUAUCGUUUCGAUUACUAUCGACAGAUUAGCUUUUCACCUUCUUCUCAUUUCUACAUAAACAUAUAGAAACUUGGAAACUAGCGCUAUACAUUGUAAACAUCCUCGCGCGAUUAAAUAUGCAGGAUGUCGAGCCGAGGAAAGACACUAUGCGAGGAUGAGCCUUCCUGGCGACGUAGAGCGUAUGAGCGUCAUCGUUCUAGAGUAAAGUCAGCCAGACCGACUGUAGAUGUGAAACCUCCGGAGGGCAGACCUCACGUUUCGUUCAACGCAAAAAGAUUGCAAUUGGAACGCGAACGUCAGACUCGUAUUCUCAGGGACAAUUUUAUUCUAUUGAAAAAACUUCGCGAAAUCAUGCACCGGAAACGACAGAUCGCGGAAGAUACUCAACGGGUUCAGUGGCAGGAAUCCAGAUGCGUGAGGACUCGUUAAAAAGAAACGAGACAUCGACGAGAAAUAUCUUUAUAAUUUUUUCGAUCACAACAUUUGUGCUUUAUGUAUGUGUUUGUAUUUUAUUUGUAAUGGA
Molecule: messenger RNA, 587 nt
Organism: Camponotus floridanus (Florida carpenter ant)
Lineage: Eukaryota; Metazoa; Arthropoda; Insecta; Hymenoptera; Formicidae
Exons: 3
Coding region: 188-493 (101 amino acids)
Source: RefSeq, a predicted model, not a curated record